AUGACCUGUAUGUUCUCCCUAUUUCGCAAGCGUCGCAAGUCGGAUCCCUCUUCGACCGAUACUCCGCGGUCCGAGCGACAAUCCGGAUCAAUGUCCACACAGGCCACAUCGCGGCGCCAUGACGUCGACCAGCUCACGAAGGACAUGGCCCGUGCAACGAUCAGCAGUGUGCAAACAGUUCCGUUAGCAAAUAGCGCAUUUAUCGGUGGGUUUAACCCGGCACUGGGCAACAGCCUACCAAGUGUCCCGCAGACGCAGUCCGGGCAGUCCGGGCGUAAUGGUGUACUACCUGCAUCCCACUCGUCCCACGCAACCCCGACCUGGACCCUUGCCCAUACCCCCGCGGAUGGACAUAGUACCAACAUCGAGGACUAUGCAGUACGCACAAACCCUGGCGCCUUUACGAAGGCUGGCGCUCGCUGUUCACGAGUCGUAAAGCAGCCCGUCUCUCUCGAUGCCGUAGAUCCAGAUGUAGAGCCGAAGCAAGAGCGAUUCUGCCACCAGCAUUUGAAGGAACAACUCAAACAUACUCAGUUCCCGUUGAAAGGCGACAUAUGGGUAGAUUUUGCAGACUGGAUCCCGAGUUAUCUGCAUCCUAAUACCCAGGCUGCACUGCGAAAGGAAAUGCAAAGGGUUAUAUCUGCCGCUGACGAGCCCGGUUACAUUUAUGUUUAUCAAUAUCGAGAUCUACAUGGUCCCGAUUAUCUGUGCUUCAAGGUGGGGCGUACCGUGACCUUGAACAAGAGACUCGGCGAAUGGGAGAAACAGUGCGGAUCGAGGGUUCCCCACUUACGACACUGGGCCCCCAGCUCGGUGGACGAGCGAGACCAAGGCAUAGUCGGGGGUGGUGUCAAACAAGGCAAACCGGCCGCAUGGUGUCAUCGCCUAGAGCGUCUAAUUCAUCUCGAGCUCGCCGACCAACUUCGUUAUGCGCCGUAUCUUGAUCCGAAGUAUCCGAAUAUAGAGGGAGAGCGGAAGCUGGCAGAGAUUCCGAAGAAAGCGCCAUGUUCAGACUGUCAGCAUCACUGCCCUUCCUUACGUCGACGUCUUAACCUAACUGUUCUAACAGGCGGCAAAAUGCAUCGCGAGAUCUUCCCGUUACCCCGUGCGCCAGACGGUCCCUUCAAAGACAGAGAGCUGGAAAACAUCGUGAUACCCGUUGUGGAUAAGUGGACUCAAUUUAUGGGGAUAUACGGGGACGCAUUCAAUAUCCAGGAGAAACAAUUAACCGACGGACAGUAA
Postia placenta MAD-698-R-SB12 is the source of this 1242-nucleotide messenger RNA. RefSeq lists its product as hypothetical. The coding region runs from base 1 to 1242 and encodes 413 amino acids. The record is from RefSeq and is a predicted model, not a curated record. The transcript is spliced from 5 exons. Lineage: Eukaryota; Fungi; Basidiomycota; Agaricomycetes; Polyporales; Adustoporiaceae.